AUGGCCCCCAAGAUCGCUAUCGUCUUUUACUCCAUGUACGGCCACGUUGAGAAGCUGGCCCAGGCCGAGCUCAAGGGCAUCCAGGCCGCCGGCGGCAGCGCCGACCUCUUCCAGAUCCAGGAGACCCUCCCCCAGGAGGUCCUCGCCAAGAUGCACGCUCCCCAGAAGUCCUCCGUCCCCACCCUUGAGAAGCCCGAGCAGCUUCUCGAGUACGACGCUGUCCUCUUCGGUAUCCCCACCCGCUACGGUAACUUCCCUGCCCAGUGGAAGGCUUUCUGGGACCGCACCGGCGGUAUCUGGGCCACUGGUGGGUUCUUCGGCAAGUACGCUGGUCUGUUCGUCUCCACUGGUACCCUCGGUGGUGGCCAGGAGUCCACUGCUAUUGCUGCCAUGAGCACCCUCACCCACCACGGUUUCCUCUACGUUCCUCUCGGCUACAAGACUGCCUUCCCUCUCCUCUCCAACCUCGAGGAGAUCCACGGUGGUAGCGCCUGGGGUGCUGGUACCUUCGCUGGUGCCGACGGCUCUCGCCAGCCCACCGAGCUCGAGCUCCAGAUCGCUGAGACCCAGGGCAACACCGAACCCAAGUCCGAGGCCCAGCCUGCUCAGCAACAACCAGCAGCAACGAAGACACCGAAGACGGAGAAGCAGCAGAACGGCUCCGAAGCGAACAAGUCAGAGAAGGACAAUGAGGGGGGCCCUUGCGGUCUUCCCAAGAAGUGUAACAUUCUCUGA
Messenger RNA from Aspergillus mulundensis, 735 nucleotides. RefSeq names its product putative NADH-quinone oxidoreductase Pst2 (gene pst2). Lineage: Eukaryota; Fungi; Ascomycota; Eurotiomycetes; Eurotiales; Aspergillaceae. Bases 1 to 735 code for a protein of 244 amino acids. The transcript is spliced from 5 exons. The record is from RefSeq and is a predicted model, not a curated record. Gene Ontology annotation, molecular function: FMN binding; NAD(P)H dehydrogenase (quinone) activity.